Postia placenta MAD-698-R-SB12 is the source of this 1557-nucleotide messenger RNA. RefSeq lists its product as hypothetical. The record is from RefSeq and is a predicted model, not a curated record. NCBI's taxonomy places the organism in Eukaryota, Fungi, Basidiomycota, Agaricomycetes, Polyporales, Adustoporiaceae. The coding region runs from base 1 to 1557 and encodes 518 amino acids. The transcript has 2 exons.
AUGCAGGCGGGACCCUCCUACGAAUAUGAACCACCCAAGCCGCUCCCCAACAUUCACUUCCAGCACACAAAGAUUCUGCUGCGCACAUCCGAGUACAACAAAAUGUUUGCCGCCACAGCCGACAGGCUGGAACCGGUAUUCGCUCAAAUGGAAAAGGAAGAAGGGAGCUUGGAGCCAGAAGUUGUGGCGAAAGUCAGGAGGAUGGGCGAUGGGUUCGAUGAGUUGUAUCAUGGGCUGGAGAAGAAGGUGCGCCGGCUUACCAACAGGCACUGGAGAGUUAUCAAGUGCGACCUGAAAAGGAUCGGGCAUGUCUCCUUCGAGGACUUAAGCAGUCGCCUGCCGGAUAUUUGUAAUGAGUUGGCUAGCUUAAACAUCACCUUCAAGCACUACGACGGAUACCUUCAGAGCCUCCUUCGAGAGGUUGAAUCCCUGCACAUCACGGUCCAGAAUCAGCAGGCGCUAGUCGAUUCCUACAAGCGACAAGUUGAUGCGCUACCUGCGUCAACGGGUAGUGGUCAUUCCCGUCAACCUAAGAUUGGGGAACCUCCGGCCUUCAAGGGCAGUGAGGAUAAGACCAAGCUUGAGAAAUGGCUGGACCUGAUCGUACUAUGGUGCGAGCAUGAGGGAGUGGCCACGGACAAACAGCGAAUCGUCACGGCCCUCUCAAAGUUGCAAGGACCAGCUCACCAGUACAUGAAGAGCUACUAUGUGAAAAUGCGGGAAGGAAAGGAUCUGGGCACCUGGAAGGCAUUUGUGGCGGAACUGGCACAGAUAUAUGGGCAACGCGAUGACAAGGAGGGUGCAAAGAAGGAGAUCACGGUGCUGUUCAUCAAUAAGGAUCUGGCCUCGAAGGACUUCGUGAAGUAUGCUGAGAGGUUCCGCACCCUUGGACGUCUCAUGGAGUAUGACGAUAGUCUCCUCAUCGACAAACUCCGGGAGGUUAUACCUCGUGACAUGCGGUUGGUGUUGGCCGGAAAGGACGAGUCCACCUUGCCAAAGGAUUGGACAUUGUUCCUCGACAUCUUGCUCAACAUCAACAAGAUCGUCAACCCGGAGAAGGCACGAGGCUCAGUAUUCAAGAACAGUGGCUUGGAUAAUGGCGGCGCUGUUCCCAUGGACAUCGAUUCGGCUGAAAAGUCGAAAUCGAAGGGUAAAGGCAAAGGCAAGGCAAAGGACGCUGAGGCCGCCUCGACAGAGGCAAAGAAGUAUUGCGUCAUCUGCAAGUCGAAGACUCAUAACACAGAUGAUUGCUACAAGUUGGCUAAAAAUGCGGACAAGCGGCCGAAGACCCAAGGGGAUGGCACUAAGAAGGCACAAGGAGGAAGCGGUAACCCCGCGGCCAAGAAGGCUAAGAAAACGCGGGUUAUUCAAGUCGAGCUUACAGAUAGCGAGGACGACACGCCCCCGUCCACGAAAGCCGUGAGCGCCAACACUGCGAGAAUCGAGGAGAUUGCGAACGUCGAGGAAUCGACUCUGGCUGGGAAGGAUGAACCCCAGCUGUCUGCAAAGACAGAACCCACCGCAGCUACCUCGGAUUUUUGGAAGAAGUACAUGUGA